UUAUCUAGUGUGUUGUCUAACUGUCAAAAAAAAUGAUGACUUCUACAGAAACGUCGGAAGUAGAAAACUUGGGUGAGAAAGGUGCCGAAGAUUCGGCGAUCUUGGAAGUAAGUUCAAUGGCGGUAGGCGGAAUCGUGAAGCAGGAGAGCCGCGACGUCGACUUCUUGUCCAACUGUAGCACCUCCAUCGAGGGAUCUGUGAUUGCAUCCCCUUCUAUUGAUAGUUUCUCUACUCUACCAGAGCAAGAAAUGUCAGACUUUCAAACAGACUCUCGAGAUCUGCAAGUGAAAGUAGACAAUCCACAAAAACACCUAGAAACCUUAGAAACUUAUAUUACAUUUCGUAUAACAACCAGAACUACACGCCCAGAAUUUGAAGAAGGAGAAUACAUAGUCCGUAGACGCUAUAAUGACUUCAUCUGGCUUCGUCAGAAGUUGGUAGAUACUUAUCCAACACAUGUUAUACCACCAAUGCCAGGCAAACAUACGCUGCUUGCUCAAUUAGACCGCUAUUCCAAAGAAUUCGUUAUAGCUCGCAUGAAACUUCUUCACAUAUUUCUGAACAGAGUGGUGAAUCAUCCUAUUCUCAGUUGUGACAAAAACCUUUAUAUAUUUCUCACAACUAAACCUGCUGAAUUUCUUGUUCACCGCAAAAAUCGUGGAAAUGUGCUGGUUAAAAUGACAGAUUCCUUACAAAACAUAGCAAGUACAUAUACAAUGAAGCAACAUCACUUGGAGUUCGAGCAGAUUCGAGAUUAUUGUACAGCACUUAGUGAAAAAUUGUCGACUAUUGAUAAAGUCAAUCACCGCAUACAUAAAGAAAGGCAAGAUUAUUUAUUGGAGCUUCACCAAUUACAUCCCAUAUUUACACUAUGGGCAACAUCAGAACCAGAACUUGCUCCAAUUUUAUUGGCAAUCGCUAAAGCAGUAGAAUCGAAUGCACUAGCACAUCAGAAACUUUUGGAAAAUGUUCCCAACGACGAACGCGAAUAUGUUUCGUAUGUAGAGGCAGUCAAGAACGCUUUAUCCCGCCGCGAUUCAAUGCAGAUUGAAUAUGAGAUAACCGUCGAUGAAUUGGCAAAAAGAAGAUUAGAGAAGGAUCAGUUGGUAGGUGUUACAAGCUGCACGGUUCCUUCACAAGGUUGGGGAGGAUCUUUGUGGAAGGCAGAAUCUCGUGAUGAAAAAUUAGAGAGACUUGGUCAGACUAUUCCACGAUUAGCCAAGCAAGCAGAGAUUUUGCAGGAUCGUGUGGAAUGCGCGAAUGAGAAUUUGCGAAGUGACUUGCAAAGGUGGAAUAUGGAAAAACAGACGGAUCUGAAAAAUAUGCUAAUCUCAAUGGCGGACCGACAUAUCAGACACUAUCAACAGUGCAUGAACGCGUGGGAAGAAAUACUCGCUGGCCUCAAGUUGGACGGAAUCGGAUCUGACGCUACCGUAGGACCGCCUGUUAAAAUACCCGUUUGAAUCUCUACUCUCUUUUCGUCGCACUCCACACGAAAGGAUAUAGAAUAAAUAUUCGUUAUAACAAUGUCUAUACAAAGGUAAUAACACACCAGUUCGAGAGAAUCUCUAUUAAAUAAUGACACAAAGAGUUUAUUGCAAUUUAAAGAACAAUCUCUAUUAGCUUGUCGAUAUUAAUGCUUUACAAAAACGACACGCCGUUUCGACAAGAAUCUCGAGAAGGAAGAUUAAUUAGUAUGCAAAUUGCAACGGUUGAUGAUGCUACUACCGUUUGCAGAUUGCAUUUAGUAAAAGUUGCGUAUUUAUGUAUAUACAUGUUAUAUGUAGUAUACUAAUAUCAAAACUCUAUUCGAAAAAAUCCGCCUUUUUAUGAUACAAAAUAAUCUUGUGAUAACGUGAAAAAUUAAGUAUAAUGCAAUUUGGUCCUAUAAAUACACACACACACAUAUACAUACAUACGUAUGUAUAUAUGUAUGUAUGUAUGUAUGUAUAUAUAUGUGUGUAUAUAUAUAUAUGUAUAUAUAUGUGUGUAUAUAUAUAUAUACACACACAUAUAUAUACACACACAUCUAUAUAUACACAUAUAUAUAUAUAUAUAUAUUACGUACGUGGAGCGAGUUUCAUAUAUGAGAGAAAUUUCUGCAACAUAUUUUUU
This is a messenger RNA of Odontomachus brunneus, 2115 nucleotides long. RefSeq names its product sorting nexin-30-like. The transcript is spliced from 7 exons. The coding region runs from base 33 to 1463 and encodes 476 amino acids. The record is from RefSeq and is a predicted model, not a curated record. Lineage: Eukaryota; Metazoa; Arthropoda; Insecta; Hymenoptera; Formicidae. Gene Ontology annotation, molecular function: phosphatidylinositol binding.